GCCGUAAUCAAGACCCUGAUACCGGUCAACCCAAUCUGUUAACAAGCAUAUCCGGUCCGAUCGGAAGUGGGUUCCUUCUUCUGCUAUGAUCCCAGCUCUGUCUUUAACUUGACUCCUUCGCUCCUCCUCCGUUCUCUUCCUCUCCUCUAAAGCAACUUCGCCAAACUUCAAUCGACUCCUCCAUCAACUUGUAACGCACUCUCACGAAGCCAAAAAUGACGAUCAAGUGGGACGCAACCAAUGACCAACGUCUCCUGCUCGCGAUCCUCGCUGUCACUCAAAAGGUUGACUACAAAGCUAUCGCAACCUACUUUGGCCAAGACGUCACUAGCAAAGCGAUCUCGGAGCGGAUCUCAAAGUUAAGGAAACAAGUUGGCAGUUCGGUCAGCACCAGCAAUGGAGCAAACGGCUCUGCUCUUCCGAAGAAAAGGGCUGCACCAGCUUCGACGAAGGGUGUAGGGAAAGGAGGAAGUCCGAAGAGGAGUAAGAACGUGAAGGACAAAGAGGAAGAAGAAGAAGAAGAAGAAAUUCUUGCGGACGCGGAUGAGACACCCGAAGCUGAAGAGGUCAAGACUGAGCCCACCAUGUUUGAUAAACCCUACGAGUCGUUGACAAAACGCUUCGUGCUAAUUAUUCGUAAAGCUCCGCUACCCGUCCGAGGCGUGGGUCGACGAAGGUCAACUAUGCUGAACUUAUUGGUCUUGAGGUUGAGUCGGAUGAGGAACUUGUUACGGAUGACGAAGGUGUUGGAGAGGAGAUGGGAGGAUCGGUGAAGCAGGAAGUAGAGGAAGAGGAGUACGAGGAGGAGGACGAGAAGGAGGACGGGAAUGAGUUUGUUAAUGGGGGAGACUACAUGGCGGAUCCGCAGUAGGGGAAAUACCAGACAUUACAUAUCCUUGGUUCACGACUCAUCGGGUCGCGACGUCGGCUAACCCCACAAACACUACACCGGGGC
Messenger RNA from Saitoella complicata NRRL Y-17804, 955 nucleotides. RefSeq lists its product as uncharacterized. NCBI's taxonomy places the organism in Eukaryota, Fungi, Ascomycota, Saitoellomycetes, Saitoellales, Saitoellaceae. The transcript has a single exon. The record is from RefSeq and is a predicted model, not a curated record. Bases 216 to 773 code for a protein of 185 amino acids.